Molecule: messenger RNA, 1990 nt
Organism: Solea senegalensis (Senegalese sole)
Lineage: Eukaryota; Metazoa; Chordata; Actinopteri; Pleuronectiformes; Soleidae
Gene: chrna10a
Product: cholinergic receptor, nicotinic, alpha 10a
Exons: 5
Coding region: 166-1746 (526 amino acids)
Biological process (GO): monoatomic ion transmembrane transport; chemical synaptic transmission; nervous system process
Cellular component (GO): neuron projection; postsynaptic membrane; synapse
Molecular function (GO): transmembrane signaling receptor activity; acetylcholine-gated monoatomic cation-selective channel activity
Source: RefSeq, a predicted model, not a curated record
CGAUCACAGACAUAUUAGUGGCCGGGUCACUGCUCAAUCUGACCGAUUUAUACAAAAAAAAUUUAUCAAAUUUGUCAAAAUUGUCCUCUUUUUUUUCUUUUCUUUUCUUUUUAAAAAUAUGUUUUGAAUUGAACUUGCAGCUCAGAUGCUCUGUGGACAGAGAAGAUGAUGAGAAUCCACACUCUGUGUCUUUUGCUUCUGUGUGUCAGUGUUUUACCAACAUGUUUGUGUGCCCAUGGCAAAUAUGCCCAGAAGCUCCUGAACGAUUUAUUCGCCAACUACACAAGUGCACUGAGGCCCGUGGAGGACACCAACACCAUCCUGAACGUAACACUGCAGGUUACGCUCUCCCAAAUUAUCGACAUGGAUGAGCGAAACCAGAUUUUGACUGCAUAUUUAUGGAUACGGCAAGUGUGGGUUGACGCACACCUCACAUGGGACAAAGACGAUUACGAUGGACUCGAUACCAUCCGUAUACCUAGUAGUUAUGUAUGGAGACCUGAUAUAGUCCUAUAUAACAAUGCAGAUGAUCGUUUCACUGGCCCCAUGGACACCAAUGUGGUAAUUCAACACGAUGGCCAGAUCAUGUGGGAUUCUCCCGCGAUCACCAAGAGCUCGUGCAAAGUGGACGUGUCUUUCUUUCCCUUUGACGCUCAGCAGUGCAGGUUCACCUACGGCUCCUGGACCUACAAUGGAAACCAGCUGGAUAUCCUGAACGCGAUGGACAGCGCUGACCUCGCCGACCUGGUGGAAAAUGUAGAGUGGGAGGUGUUGGGUAUGCCGGCUAAGAAGAAUGUGAUUGUGUACGGUUGCUGCGCUGACCCUUACCCGGAUGUGACCUACAUACUAAUGCUGAAGAGAAAAGCUUCCUUUUAUGUCUUCAACUUGCUCAUACCAUGCGUGAUGAUCUCUUUUCUGGCUCCACUGGGCUUCUACCUGCCCGCUGACUCUGGAGAGAAGGUAUCUUUGGGAGUCACCGUCAUGUUGGCCCUCACGGUCUUUCAGCUGUUGGUGGCAGAGAUCAUGCCGCCUUCUGAGAACGUACCUUUAAUCGGAAAGUACUACAUUGCUACGAUGACUAUGAUCACCGCCUCUACUGCCCUGACAAUCUUCAUCAUGAACAUACACCACUGUGGUCCAGAUGCCAAGCCUGUUCCCAAGUGGGCCAAGACUGUCAUUCUGCAGUACAUGGCCAGGAUGUGCUUUGUUUAUGAAGUUGGAGAAAACUGCAUGUCACCGCAGCCAGAAAAACAGAAGGCUUCACCCUUGAAGAACACCAAUGUCACCAUGAAUGGACAGGCAGGACCAGGCAGAGAGGACUGUGUCUUCAAAAUAGACAGAGGACAAGAGACGGAGACCGCAGAGGAGAGGGAGGACAUGGAGCAGAUGAUCAGUCCGAUAGGGUCAAUGGGGAAAAAUCCCACCGACAACUACGGCACUUGGAAAAAUGGCAUUUUCAUGAGCAUGGACUGCGGCGAUUCGACAGGUCAUAGGAGGUGCAGGAAGGGAGGCGUGAGUGAUGGAGAGUUGAAAGAAAGAGAGGCGUCGUGCAACACUCAAAGCAAUGAAAGACUGCUGCUGCGCAACGUUGAGUACAUUGCCAACUGCUACAGGGAUCAGAGGGCCACGCAGAAGAGAACCGGGGAGUGGAAGAAGGUCGCCAAAGUUUUAGAUCGCUUCUUCAUGUGGAUAUUUUUCAUCAUGGUGUUUUUCAUGAGCCUUCUUAUCAUGGGUAAAGCAAUUUAACGCAAGAACUGUUGAGAGGUCAGUCUUUAAAGAUAACCACAAAUACAAUUGAUGCUUGAUUUAAGUUAUUUCAAAUACCUUUAUUUGUUCAAUACUUAAUUUGUGUAAAGCCAUCUGGGCUAGGUUUCGCUACUGAUUUCCUGAAUCAAUUUAAUUCAGAUUCACAAGGUACAGAUUUGAUUCAAUUGGAAAUAAAUUAAUUUAGAGAUGUUUCAGUUUCCGUACCAAUUUUGUUUGGUUUUGU